Esox lucius (northern pike) is the source of this 2700-nucleotide messenger RNA. It is a transcript of the gene slc52a2, whose product is annotated as solute carrier family 52 member 2. Gene Ontology annotation, molecular function: riboflavin transmembrane transporter activity. The coding region runs from base 248 to 1567 and encodes 439 amino acids. Gene Ontology annotation, cellular component: plasma membrane. Gene Ontology annotation, biological process: riboflavin transport. Lineage: Eukaryota; Metazoa; Chordata; Actinopteri; Esociformes; Esocidae. The record is from RefSeq and is a predicted model, not a curated record. The transcript has 4 exons.
AUCGCGUUUACCGCUGACUUUUAUUUUGAAGACAAAAUCCCAAAAUGUCUAUUGUUGCCAGCAAGACGCCACUACGCAGAUUACACUAAUAUGUUUCGUCGGUUUCACGUAACACGCAACCAUUCAUUUGUUUUAUAGACGGAUUCUCUUAUCGCUGAUAUUUUUAUAUGACGCGUGUCCUCAUGGCCUCCCCCCAUUUGAAACCAUACCCAAGGUAAAUAUUUUCUAAAUUCAUCAGAGCGACCAAAUGGCGGGUACUUGGUGGAAAAGUGCCGCUUGGACUCAUGUCCUUGUUGCUCUCUUCGGAAUGGGCUCUUGGAUUUCCGUAAACUGUCUCUGGGUUGAGCUACCGGUUGUUGUCAGCGUUCUGCCUGAAGGGUGGAACUUGCCUGUAUAUCUGUCAGUACUGAUAGCGCUUGGGAGCAUAGGUCCAAUUGCUGUGACCAUAACACACCAUUGUGCCCCAGGAUGGUUAAACGAGCGCCUGGUCAUCCACUUCAUCCAAGUUCUAGCAGUUGUGGCAUCUAUCUUCCUAGCCAUAUUCUGGUCACAAGUGGCCACUGUGGCAGAGGAAUCAAGAUCAGUACCUUUUCUGCUGCUUACCUUCGUUUUGGCUCUUGUCUGCUGUACAUCCAGCGUCACCUUCUUGCCUUUUAUGUUCCGAUACCCCCCUCAAUACAUUCGCACCUUCUUUGUUGGCCAGGGGCUCAGUGCUCUGUUCCCCUGUGUUGUGGCGUUGGGACAGGGUGUGGGGAAAUUGGAGUGCAAAAUGGAGAAUGGCACGUUAAAGCCACACUACCUGGAAGAAAACUUUCCUGCCCAGGACUUCUUUUGGUUCCUGUUUGUAAUGCUGACAAUCUCAGCCAUCUGCUUUUUAGCUUUAACACAGAGACAAAUAACAGCGCCAGCAUCGAAUGAGUACUCCCCAGAGUCUGAGAGGGUGACAAAGGAAGAAGGGGAGGACACCCAUCCGCUUCAAAAUGGAGGAACGCCGGUGUCUGACGACCAGGUGGAGUUGGAGAAAGCAGCCCCUUUACACACCUUCUGGACACCACGCAACAUCUACCUACUGGUGCUACUAGGUGUGUCUAACGCCCUGACCAAUGGAGUCCUACCAUCUGUUCAGAGCUUUUCCUGUCUGCCCUACGGCACUAUGACCUACCACCUCUCUGUUGUCCUCGGCAACUUAGCAAACCCACUGGCCUGCUUUGUGGCUAUGUUUGUCAUCUGCAGGUCCUCUUUGGGUCUCAGUUUAAUGUCAGUAGCAGGUGGGGUCUUUGCAGCAUACCUCAUGGCUCUUGCAGCACUAAGCCCCUGCCCUCCUCUCUUGGGAAGCCUCACUGGUGUGUGCUUGGUGGUGGUGUCCUGGAUCAUCUUCACCGGCCUGUUCUCUUACCUGAAGGUGGUGAUUGGGACUCUGCUCCACGAGGCUGGCCAUGCUGCCUUGCUGUGGUGUGGUGUCUUCAUCCAGGCUGGCUCACUUCUAGGAGCCCUCUCCAUGUUCCCACCAGUCAGCAUCUAUCAGGUGUUUGCCAGGUCUCAGGACUGUGUGAACAUCUGUACAUAGACACCAGGAAUCACGGCUAGCUGAAUGAUUCCAUCAGGGAUGGAGAAUGGAUCAACCUCUGCCUUAGCCCCGUAGAUGGGCUGUAUUUUGGUUGAUGGGUUGUUCUAUUAGGGCUCAGAAAGGCAUUCCCAUGUAGAUUGGAGCAUUGUUUUGCUGUUUCCUGGGUAAUGUAAGAGCCUAUGAUGCUGUGCUACAAAUGCUUAUAAAUGCACUGAUCUACUUUCUUUGGUUUAUAAUUGUAAUGUCACUUGAAAUCGCAAAGUAAAAUUUACUCAACAGAAAACGGAUACCUAAACUGAGAUGUUUUCAUGAAUUAGUAGUGGUAUUAGUAGUAGCAGCAAUGGAGGCUUAUUCUGUGGCUGGGAAACUAAGCUUGUUUAGAAACUCAAAUGGCAAGCUUUAACAGUACUUUCUCCCAAAUUUCAUUAGGAAGCUACCCUUUAAAAAAGUAUUUGUUUUAUCAAUGCCAUUGGGGAAUUUCAAAAGGAGCUAUUAAUUUACAGCCUUUUAUUGAAAAGUUUAAUUUUUGACCUCUACCUAUUAUUUUGCAUAAUCUCACAAGUGCUAAAAUCAAGGGGUGCAAAUUAAUAAAUUAAUAUUCUAGUUUUGCUUUCCUAUUAGAGCAUUUUAAUAGGAUGUUUUAUUAUGCAUGUUUACUUUGGGAACAGUUGGUCUGUUUUGCGGCUUAGUUUGGGUACCAUGUAAUGGUGCAUUUUCAAACAUUCCUGUAACUCUAAUGCAAGGAUAUUCUGUACUUCAUUACUUAAAGAAGCAGGAAUAUCUAGAUUGUGUCUUUGAAGUGCACAUCUGAAUUUGCUUGUUCCAGGAGAUCCCUUUCAUGUCUACCAUUUCAUAUGUCAUUGUCGGUCUUAAUUUUAGGAAGAAUUUGUUAAAAUAUGAACAAUUACCUGUUUAUUUUUGGAUAAAUGGAAACACAAUGCAAACUUUCAAUUUCUUUUGAGUAGUGCUUUCAUGUUUUGUAUGAUAUGUCAUUUGAUGUUAAAUCCCUUUGUUGACAUUGCUUUCAAUUCAUAACCAAUUCCAAGUGCAAUUCUAAAUGACAGUCUACCUUCAGUUUAAGGUAGUAUAUUGCUUUAUUAAGAUCUAUUUCAGUAAAGACAGUUGUCUUCAAA